Molecule: messenger RNA, 2038 nt
Organism: Chlorella variabilis
Lineage: Eukaryota; Viridiplantae; Chlorophyta; Trebouxiophyceae; Chlorellales; Chlorellaceae
Exons: 11
Coding region: 20-2038 (672 amino acids)
Biological process (GO): endoplasmic reticulum to Golgi vesicle-mediated transport; GPI anchor metabolic process; regulation of DNA-templated transcription
Cellular component (GO): endoplasmic reticulum
Molecular function (GO): phosphatidylinositol deacylase activity; DNA-binding transcription factor activity
Source: RefSeq, a predicted model, not a curated record
GGAAUUCAGAAGGACUGGUAUGAGGCACUGGCUGGCCUGUGCGGCGUUUGCCUUGGCCGCCCUGCCGCUGGCCACCCUUCUGCGUGCCUACUGGCUGCCGCGCUCCUGCGACACAACCUACCUGUGGGAGGGAUACGAGCAAGUGCCUCUCACCCAGAUACACUCGCGGUAUAGACUGAUCAGGUUCAAGGAUGCCGACCCAGAGCGCCGGGAAGUCUACAAGAAGCUGCAGCGGCUGCACGUGGUGCCUGUGCUGUUUGUGCACGGUCACCUGGGCACGCACCAGCAGAUGCGGUCUGCGGCGUCAGAGACGGGGCGUGAGCUGGCGCGUCGCCUGACUGCCAAUGCCAGCUGGCCGCUGUGGCUGCAGUGGUACAGCACAGACUUCAAUGCAGAGGCCUCGGCACUGGAUGCUGCGCUGCUGGAUAAGCAAGCUGAAUUUGUGGUGCGCUGUAUCCAACACCUCCUCCGGAUCCAUAGCAGCAGCAACAGGCACAAGCCCUUCCGCCUGGUGCUUGUGGGCUACAGCAUGGGCGGCAUGGUGGCACGUGAUGUUGUGCGCCGCCUGUCGGCAUACGCUGCCGAAGGAUUUGACCCAUCCUACCUGGUGGCGCUCGUGUGUCUAGGUUCGCCGCACCACUUUCCCGCAUUCGUGCCACGUGUGCUCCUGAGCACUGUCUUGAAGCCAGCUAAAGCAAAGGAGCAGGCGGCAGCAUCGGUCAUUGCAGCGGCGGCGCCGCGCGUCAACAUCAUGGCAGGUGCCGGUGACUUCAGCCUGCCACUGACACACCCCAGCGCCGCCACGCCUUUGGCGCCUGAAUCCGGCCCCCAGCUGAGCACGUUGAUGCGCGACAUGCCCGGAGUCUGGAGCACUGGCAGCCACAAGGGCAUUGUGUCGUGCAACCAGCUGGCAGGCCACGCCGCAGCGGUGGCGGUAAGCCUGCCACGGCAUGUUUGGCCGCUGAGUAGCGGAGCAUGCAGCAGCGGCAAGGGCGUGGACUUCUCGUGCCUUGCUGUGCUGCUGCUGGGCACCACACCACCCUGGACCCUUCACAUCCAGCCACAGCAGUGCGGCAGCAAGGUUGACAGUCAGGAUCAGGAGAACAUUCUGCCGGCGAUAGUUGGCGUGCAGGCAGGUGCGGGCGCAGCCGACAGCGUGCGGGUGGCAUGGUCAGGCACUGGCUCAGCCAGCAGUGGAGCAGUGCAGCUGUGGGACGGCGUGGCUCCUCUGGGCCAGCUGCUGCUCGUCAGCGACCCACGCUGCGCGUAUGCCCUUCGGCUGCGGUGGGACCUGGGCGGCUGGCUGGGCCUGAGCCUGCGGCACCUGCUCUUUGUCCUGCCCAUCCUGUGCAUGGCCCUCAGCCAGGCGCGCCUGAGCCCCAUGGCCGGCAGCACCGCACGGGGUCUGGACUUCGGUCUCCCUCUGGGCAUGCUGCCUGGCAUCCCCGAGACGCCCAACAUGCGGCUGAAGCAGCAGGCGCCACAGACAGCCACCGAGGGCCACAGCAGUGGACACAGCGGCAGCGGACACCUGAGCCCUCCCGACAGCCCGCCUCAGAAGACAGCAGUUGCCUCUGGGCAGGGGACAUGUGUUGGCGGCAAGCCUGCCACUAGGACGUAUCAGCUGCGCACCCGCAGCUCCUCGCUACGCGCCGCCUGGGUUGAGAUGGAGCCAGAGGGCAAGGCAACCGGUGCUGCUGCAGAGGCAUCCACAGAUAGCGAUGGCGAGGCCGCGCAGUCUGGCAGCGACAAGGAGGAUGAGGAGGAGCAGCAGCAGAAGCAGGAGGAGAAGGAGAAGGCACCGUCACGCAAGCGUGUGGGGCGGCCGCUGGCUUACAACGGCAACCCUGAUGCACCGCACCUCACUGACCAGGAGCGCCGCAAGAUCAAAAGGCGCAUUGCCAACCGGGAGUCUGCCCGCCGUGUGCGGGCUAAGCGAGCGGAGCUGAUGGAUGAGCUGCAGGCGAGGCAGCCCAUGCUGUGCUGCACUGGGCUGGACAAGUACGCCAGCAGCCAGUGGGCAUCACAAUCUGUGUGA